AUGUUUUUAUCAUUCUUCUCUGCACUUUCCUAUAGUGAAAGCAAGCCCGGAAUACUCAAAAAGGUAUUUGAUAGUAAUAUUUUGAAGAUUGAUGUCAGUGGUUCUUCAAAACAAUACAUAAAUGGCUCCAUUCAAAUGACAAAACCAGAAUAUGCAGUUUAUCCUUUCGAUAAAUCUUACGAUUGGUGUUCUAAUUGUGGAAAGACUUACGAUGAGCAUCCUUUCAUUAUAUUCUCUCUCAGCUCUAAAAAAUUUAAAUUCAAUAGCUACUUUGUUAGAUGCGGUUGCUGCUACAAUGGUUGCUGCUGUGAAGAAUAUGGAUACACUGUACACUGCUGCUUAUAUAGUUGGUCCCUUCAAAUUUCCGAUGAUAACAAGACAUGGACAACUGUUCAUAAUGUAGAAAAAGACAGACAAAUGCGGGAUUGCAAUGAAAAAACAUUUGACUUAGACAAAUAUUAUACAGCCAAAUACGUCCGUUUAAUCCAAGACGAACACUGUCCAGGAUAUCCGCCAUGCAUCGCAAUUAACAAGUUUGAAUUAUAUGGUGACACAGUUAAUAGUGAAACUGAUGAAUCUGAUGAAUUUGUUUCAUAUCAUGACGAUGAUGACGAUGUUAGCAUCAUUGGACAUAUUUCAAAGAAUGGAAAUGUUAGAAAUUAA
Molecule: messenger RNA, 663 nt
Organism: Trichomonas vaginalis G3
Lineage: Eukaryota; Parabasalia; Trichomonadida; Trichomonadidae
Product: galactose-binding domain-like family
Exons: 1
Coding region: 1-663 (220 amino acids)
Source: RefSeq, a predicted model, not a curated record